AUGCCGGCAUACAGCGACAACUACUUGCUGAAAACCGACAUCAACCCACGCUCUGAGGCGUACCCAGUAAGCCUCAAACUCAAAAAAGGAGGUAGAGCGAUCACCGUGGAGAAGGAAGAACAACGAAGAAACAUCAGAGCAAUCGGAAUCCGAUCCCUGUGCAAGCAAUUGCAACAACCUGCCCUUCGUCUGAGACAAGCAGGCAGUAGACCUGCCAACAUCGAGGAAGAAACAUUCUGGGGCUGUCAACCUUCUGCUCAGGCUUACCAGCGAGUGCAAGCGAGCGGGUGGCCCACGCCGUGA
This is a messenger RNA of Penicillium bovifimosum, 303 nucleotides long. RefSeq lists its product as uncharacterized. The transcript has a single exon. The record is from RefSeq and is a predicted model, not a curated record. NCBI's taxonomy places the organism in Eukaryota, Fungi, Ascomycota, Eurotiomycetes, Eurotiales, Aspergillaceae. The coding region runs from base 1 to 303 and encodes 100 amino acids.